GCUCGCGCCUGCGCCUAGCGAUUGUGUGCCGGCCGUCCGUCCGCCAUGCAGCAGAGCGGAGGUUAGGCGGUUCUACCGCUUGCGGAGCGCGCAGUUUGGCGGCUUUACCGCUGCGGAAUGGCGGGCCGCGGCUGGACGUGCGGGAUCGAGCAAGUGCUGUUGCUGCUCUGGAGCUGCUGCUUUGUCGUUGUCUAUUCUGACGGCCCCGGGUUCAACCUCUACCUGAGCGUGGAAGAAAUGCGAAGGCUGAUUGGUAUUGAUGCAGAGUUGUAUUAUGUGCGGAAUGAUGUUAUUAGUCACUAUGCGUUGCCUUUUAAAUUACUCGUACCAGGGGAGACCAACAGUCUUCAUUUUACAUGGCAUGCUAAAUCCAAGGUUGAAUACAGAUUGGGUUUUCAAGUGGAUGAUCCAGCAGCGAUGCAUAUGCCUCAGACUAACAUCUCUAUACAAGGGGAGGUUCCACGCACGAUAUCAGUAUUUAGAGUGGAUCUUUUAUGCACAGGAAAAUUGGAUUCAGAAGUCACCAUGGAAAUGCAGCUUAAUGUAACUGUUAACUCUGCAAAGAACAUAACAGUCCUCAACUUCAAAAGGAGGAAAAUAUGCUACAAAAGACCUGAACAAGAAGAAAAAAAAUCUAUUUACCCUGGUAGAAACAAUAGCAAAACUGGCAGACCUACAUUUCACGCAGUUCACGUUGCUCCCACCACCUCCACUCGUGUAUUCUACAUCAGUGUUGGAGUGUGUUGUGCAGUCAUAUUCCUGGUGGCAAUUAUAUUAGCUGUGCUGCACCUGCAUAGCAUGAAAAGAGUGGAAAUUGAUGAUAGUAUGAGUGAGAGUGGAAGCACGCAGGGCUUGUCACAGCCAUCCACACAGACCACGCAGUAUCUGAGAGCAGACACACCCAACAAUGCAACAUCCGUCACCAAAAGUGAUCUGAAAGAACUUGCUGGGUGCAAUCCUGAAGAAGAAAGACAAAACAGUAUCACACAAGUUUCCAAAAAAUCAGGUUACCCAACACUCCGGAUAGAAAAAAAUGAUCUUAAAAGUGUUACACUUGCAGAGGCAAAAGCUAAAGUGAAGGACAUAGCUAUCUCCAGAGAGAGGGUCACUCUCAAAGAUGUUCUUCAGGAAGGUACAUUUGGUCGUAUCUUUCUUGGAAUUUUAAUUGAUGAGAAAGACCCAAGUAAAGAAAAAUAUGUGUUUGCUAAAACAGUAAAAGACCAUGCUUCAGAAGUUCAAAUAACUAUGAUGUUGACAGAGAGCUGCAAACUGCGAGGACUUCAUCACAGAAACCUUUUGCCUGUCAAUCACGUUUGCAUUGAGGAUGGGGAGAGGCCCGUGGUAUUAUUUCCGUACAUGAAUUGGGGAAAUCUAAAGCUGUUCCUUCGACAAUGCAAGCUUGCUGAAGCCAACAAUCCACAGGCAAUAUCGCAGCAGGACCUUGUACAUAUGGCCAUUCAGAUCGCCUGUGGGAUGAGCUACUUGGCAAGGAGAGAAGUUAUUCAUAAAGACCUAGCUACAAGAAAUUGUGUCAUUGAUGAUGGUCUUCAGGUGAAGAUUACAGACAACGCUCUCUCCAGGGAUCUCUUCCCUAUGGACUACCACUGCUUAGGAGACAAUGAAAAUAGACCUGUUCGUUGGAUGGCACUGGAAAGUCUUGUCAACAGUGAAUUUUCAAGCGCAAGUGAUGUAUGGGCAUUUGGUGUUACACUGUGGGAACUGAUGACCCUGGGACAGACGCCAUAUGUCGAUAUUGAUCCUUUCGAGAUGGCAGCUUAUCUAAAGGAUGGAUAUAGAAUAGCCCAGCCAAUCAACUGCCCAGAUGAACUGUUUGCAGUGAUGGCCUGCUGUUGGGCCUUGGAUCGGGAGGAGAGGCCCAAGUUUCAGCAACUGGUUCAGUGUCUCACUGAGUUUCACGCAGCCUUGGGUGCCUAUGUCUGAAAUCAUGGUUUUUAUUAGAUAUGAACUCUUCAACACUAACACCAGAUUUAAUGAUAGAAAUUAAGGAAAAGUAGGGGAGAUAAUUUUUCUGAAUAGUGUGCCUUGAAAUACUUUCAUCAUUUGUUUUGUGAAUUAUCGAGUUCUCAUACGUAAUAGUACAGUAUCAUGUUUCCCUGAACGAGUUAGUAAUUGAAGUUCCUGAAGCACCCAAAUGUAAAGGAUUGGAAAGGCCCAAUAUCAGGAGAGCAUUGCACUGUAUUCCUUCGCUUCUAUUGCCUUAUUCCUUUGGGAAAUGGGAUUUUCAAGACUGAAACACAUUUGAACAACACUUUGAAUGUCUGCUUCUCCUUUUUGUUACUACCAACACGUUGCUGAAGUUGUGAAGAAUUUGCCAGAUACUUCACUGCAGUAAAGCUUUGGUUUAUUCCCAAGAAUCCAGGUUCAGUCCUGUGUCUUGUGAAAUCCUAAGCCUCCGUGCAUUUCCAAAUAUUUAUUUCCCUCUUGUGAGGCUGAAUUUUUUUUAAAUGGAUGAGGUACCUGCUUGGCAAUGGGACAUGAAACUUUUUCUUUUAUCUCAACGUUAAGAUACAUGGGUGUAAUUUUACAUUUUAGCACUUCCUGACCAACCAAUUACUGCAUGGUAAUUCACUAACCAGCUUCAGUAUGGAAAACUUUUAUGGUACGAGGUGAUUUGGAUAACAGGUUCAAAACCUUGCUUUGUAAAUCCAAACUUUGUAUGUAUUUUCCAAAAUUCAAUUGUUUACUGUUUACCAAGUAAUGUUCAUCUUUGUACAAUGUAAAAUGCAAAGGAUAUGAAUUAUUAAAGCAGAGGUAACCUCCUGAUACAACAGAAUAUUAUUUAAAUAGCAACCUUAUUGAAAAAUUGAAAUAGAUUUGAAGUAUUUUAGUCCUAUCUGCUUUAAGUAAAACUAUCAAAUAUCAUUGGCACAACCCUGGAGCCCCCUUGUGUCUUUACUAGCAUUUAAGUGCCCAUCUACCUUAGGAAGCAGCAAACAGACUGGGCAUCGAUGGAGUUAAAUGGACAGUCACCAUUUCAGGUGAGUCUCAUCAAACAAAUGGUGAGGUAUCUCUGCAGUUCAGGCAGUGUGUGGAGGGAAAUAAGCUGUCGAUGUUUGAGUAACUCCAGAUGGAGGAUCUUGACUUGAAAUAUUGACUAUCCCUUUCCUUCCAUGGAUGCAGGGCUCAGAGUGCGGUGUUUUGAUCGAUGACAGUGCUUUGGGGAGGAGGGUCAUUGAGCAGCAACAGGUGAAUAUUUCUACCUUUCUUAGCUCUCAUUCUCUCAAGAUCCAGGUGAAAGUAUAUUGAUUCAGAUGUAUUUAUCAUACAUCGAAACACACAGUGAAAUAUUUUGUUAGCAUUAACAACCAAUACAUCAAAGGAAGUGCUGUGGGCAACCCACAAAUGUCACCACAUAUUCCAGUGCCAACUUAGCAUGCCCAUAAUGUUCAAUACACACACAACACAGGAUAAUAGAAGUAGCAAGAACAACAGCAGAACACGACAAUACAACAACAAAGCUCCUUUCCCCAGCUCCCAACCCCUCAAGCCCCCAGCCCCAAAACAAGACGGGUCUCCUGUCCUUGGCCUCCAUCUCAAACUCACAGACAUUAGAUCUUCAACCUCCGGUCUCAUUUCAGAGGUGGUCUGAGUGAGUAUUGGGACAAAGGGAAAAUUACCAUUCAUGACUUAAUGGCCUGUUAUCUACAUGGAGAAAAUAGAGUGUAACAAACACGAGAAAAUCUGCAGAUGCUGGAAGUAGUGUGUGUUACUAAGAUUUGUAUAGUGAAUUUGCCUAACUUAGUCAAUCUGUCAUAGGUCAGCACUGU
Messenger RNA from Mobula hypostoma (lesser devil ray), 3788 nucleotides. It is a transcript of the gene ryk, whose product is annotated as receptor like tyrosine kinase. The record is from RefSeq and is a predicted model, not a curated record. Gene Ontology annotation, biological process: cell surface receptor protein tyrosine kinase signaling pathway; multicellular organism development; axonogenesis. Gene Ontology annotation, molecular function: ATP binding; protein kinase activity. NCBI's taxonomy places the organism in Eukaryota, Metazoa, Chordata, Chondrichthyes, Myliobatiformes, Myliobatidae. Bases 118 to 1941 code for a protein of 607 amino acids. Gene Ontology annotation, cellular component: signaling receptor complex; plasma membrane. The transcript is spliced from 16 exons.